UGUGCGGGCAGCGGAAGCGGCGGCCCCGAGGCCGGCGGGAGGGAGCCGGCAGGAGGAAGCCUGCGGGCUGCAUGGCGGGAGCUCCGGGUGCUGGCCAGCCGGGCCCCGCAGCGGGGGAGCCGCCGGCUCACGAGAAGCCGCAGCAGGGCUUCCUCUCCAGCCUCUUCUCCCGGGACCAGAGUUGCCAGCUCAUGCUCCUGAAGACGCUGGAGACCAAUCCGUAUGUCAAACUUCUACUUGAUGCUAUGAAACACUCAGGUUGUGCUGUGAACAGAGGGAGACACUUCUCCUGCGAAGUCUGUGACGGAAACGUCAGUGGAGGGUUUGACGCGGCGACGUCUCAGAUUGUUUUGUGCCAGAAUAAUAUCCGAAACCAGGCUCACAUGAGCAGAGUCGUCACCCAUGAGCUCAUUCAUGCGUUUGAUCAUUGUCGGGCCCACGUCCAGUGGUUCACCGAUGUCAGGCAUCUGGCAUGCUCAGAGAUUCGAGCCGCAAGCCUCAGUGGAGACUGCUCACUUGUGAAUGAAAUCUUCCGCUGGCGGUUUGGAUUGAAGCAACACCAUCAGACUUGUGUGCGGGACAGAGCUGUUCUCUCCAUCUUGGCCGUCCGGACCAUCAGCAGGGAAGAGGCCCAGAAAGCCGUGGAUGAAGUCUUCGAGCCGUGUUUCAGUGACCGGGAGCCUUUUGGCCGGAUCCCGCACAAUAAGACGUAUGCCAGAUACGCUCACAGGGACUUUCAGAACCGUGAUCGCUAUUACGCAAACAUAUGACGAUGGUGGCCGCUGAGUGGCUGAGGGGCACCAGGACCAGGAGGAAAACUCGGUUCUUAGGCACAGAAUGUAUAAAAUGCAGAUGGCCAACUGAUUAGGCUCUACAGAUAAACUGCAGACGGCACUCUUUGUAGUGCUCGGCUACAGAAAAAUAAACAAAGCAAAAAGGAGCUCCUUAAACCGCAGGGCAAAAACGGGGUGUUCAUAGAUAAUCAUUUAGUAAGUAAGGUAAAUAAGUGACAUUUUUGUAUUUUAUUGAUGCUUUACUUUUGUAAUUUGUUCUUAUUACAUGAGAUUCUUUAAAGCUCUACUAUGAAAUCUGUGAA
This is a messenger RNA of Acomys russatus (golden spiny mouse), 1096 nucleotides long. RefSeq names its product ATP23 metallopeptidase and ATP synthase assembly factor homolog (gene Atp23). The coding region runs from base 72 to 770 and encodes 232 amino acids. The record is from RefSeq and is a predicted model, not a curated record. NCBI's taxonomy places the organism in Eukaryota, Metazoa, Chordata, Mammalia, Rodentia, Muridae. Gene Ontology annotation, cellular component: extrinsic component of mitochondrial inner membrane. Gene Ontology annotation, molecular function: metalloendopeptidase activity. The transcript has 6 exons. Gene Ontology annotation, biological process: mitochondrial proton-transporting ATP synthase complex assembly; mitochondrial protein processing.